AUGAAUCACACACCAGCUAAAACACAUCGAACGCCUGAGGAUGAAUACCCCGUAUCUGCUAGAGGCAUUCGCCAGCCGCAGUCAGAAUCCCGUACUCCGCGGUUUCUCUUAGGGCCGCCAGCCUCGCAGGGCUCAAAUAUUCAGUUCGCGUCGACUCCUCGCUUCCUGUUUGGAGGCGGUGGAAGUCAGUCACAGGCUAAUGUGUCUGAUGAUGAGAUCAACCAGGAUGACCAGGAGGACUAUUCCGGUCGAAAAAGGCCAGCACGUCGCCUUGGGCCACCUGUAGCAUUUCGUGGGGAGGCAAUCCGAGACUCAGAUUCAGAAUCAAUCCGAGAUGACGGAAGCAUUUCAUCUGGCCACGGAGAUGAUGUAGCUGGUCAAGCAGGGACCAAAAAUGACGGGGAUGAGGAUGAGAUGCUGCUCUCUCUUUCACCCGUGGUUCCAAGCGCCAAACGCCGACGGCGGCUCUCCCGAUCACCCUCCCCUAAAGAGUCCAGGGCCAGGGUUUCGAAGUUACCUGGGCCUGACAAUAUAAUAUCUUCAUCGCCGGGGAGUCCGCCUUCAGUCUCGGCCAGUGAACAUAUGGACCCGCCAUCUGACCUACCUGAAGAUGAAUUUGUUACACCUAGCCGCCGGGAGAUGUUCCCUUCGUCAGGAAAGGACACGCAAGGAUUAUCAUCAGCUAGAUACGCGCGAUUUAUCGCCAACCCAAGGCAAGCGGGCCGCCCGACAUCGGGGGAUCAAGCUUGUUCCCAGGCCCCUGAUUACAAUGCAACAACAGCUCUAGAAUCUACACCACGGCCAAAACCACGCUUCGUUCUUCCAUCUACUCCUCAUACAGCGCGUAGUGACAAACAAACAGGCCCUAUGACCAGCCCAACUCCAUGCUCACCAUUGGCUCACCGGACAAAGCGAGGCCGUGCAAGCUCCCUGGUAAAGCCAAACUUUGUCCCUAACGGCAUGGCUGCGGAAGUUCGAAAUUGGAUAUUCGAGAUGGGUGCGAAAUGUCAAGUUAACUCUCAUUCGCCAACGCCAGGAUCGUUGCUGUUUUCUCCAACGCGUCCUACCCAAAGCGAAACGAAACCCGGAGCAAGUCAAGUCAGCUCUCGAGACCCAUAUCAUCUUACUACCAAGGUUGCGUUGGUGAAACACUCGCUACAGCGCUCAGGCGAGGACCAACUGCCUCACACUAAAAUCCAUGGCAUUUCAGCUGGUCACCCAGCACCAUUCAUAUUGGCCACCCUACGUAAAGAGAUGCCGGAUUCUGGGCAUCUCCCUGUUCAUAAGAUCUUACUCUUUAACACCCCUCUACAUGCAACCCCAAGGAAUACAGUUCCGGGUUUUAUAAGCUUGAAAGGUGGUGAUUGCAUUGGGAUUAGGAAGGGAUUGGUUUGGGAGAUGGAGAUGAAUGCAUCCCUUCCUAUUGGUUUCACGGUGAGAGAAGGUGAUUCAGAUACAGCUGAAGAAGUAUCUCAAACCUGCCUGGUAGGUGUUGAGUGGGAUAUACUGGACUGA
Molecule: messenger RNA, 1515 nt
Organism: Arthroderma uncinatum
Lineage: Eukaryota; Fungi; Ascomycota; Eurotiomycetes; Onygenales; Arthrodermataceae
Exons: 2
Coding region: 1-1515 (504 amino acids)
Source: RefSeq, a predicted model, not a curated record